AGCUCUCCCCGCCCCCCUCUCCGGGCCGCUCCUUGUAUGGUCUGGGCGCCGCACUCCGCCCGCCCCCUCCCGCCCUCCCUUUUCCCGGCGUCCGUCCCUCCACUCCCGGCUGGAGGCGGCCGGGGACCCGGACGCACAGUCUGCGGACCCAGCGCCCAGCGCUCACCGGGACCCGGAGCGCGCGCUCCCGCCGGCGCAUCCCGGCCAGCGCAGCCAUGGCGGCCCCCCGCCCGCCGCCCGUCAUCUCCGUCUCGGCUCCGGCUUUUUACGCGCCGCAGAAGAAGUUUGCCCCGGUGGUGGCCCCGAAGCCCAAAGUGAACCCUUUUCGGCCUGGGGACAGCGAGCCUUUCCCGGCGGCGGCCGGAGCCCAGCGUGCACAGAUGGGCCGGGUGGGCGAGAUCCCCCCACCACCCCCGGAAGACUUUCCCCUACCCCCACCUCCCCUCUUUGGGGAUGGUGACGAAUCUGCAGGUGCCCUGGGAGGGGCCUUCCCACCUCCGCCUCCCCCGAUCGAAGAGCCUUUCCCCCCUGCGCCCCUGGAGGAGGACAUCUUCCCCUCCCCGCCACCUCCAGUGGCAGAGGAGGGAGGGGCCGAGGCCCCUGUCCCGCUCCCACCGCAGCCUAGGGAGAAGGUGAGCAGUAUUGACCUUGAGAUUGACUCUCUGUCUUCACUGUUGGAUGACAUGACCAAGAAUGAUCCCUUCAAAGCGCGGGUGUCAUCUGGAUAUGUACCCCCACCAGUUGCCACUCCGUUUGUUCCCAAGUCCAAUACGAAGCCUGCAACAGGGGGCACGGCACCCCUGCCUCCUUGGAAGACCCCUUCUUCGAACACACAGCCUCCAGCUCAGGCCCAGCCUCAGAGCCAGGCUUCUUUCCAUGUCCAGCCCCAGGCUAAGCCCCAGCCGGUGUCCUCUGCUAAUUCACAGCCCCGAGGUCCUCCAGCUCCAUCUCCAGCCCCUAAGUUUUCUCCGGUGGCUCCCAAGUUUACACCUGUGGCUUCCAAGUGGAGCCCUGGAGCCCCGAGUGGUGCCGGACCACAACCUAAUAAAAAACCAGGGCCUCCGGAAGCCCCAUCUUCCACCAGCCUGGGGCCCCCUCAGCCUCCCAGUUUCACCUAUGCACAGCAGAGGGAGAAGCCCCAAGUGCAGGAAAAGCAGCAACCAGCACCCCCACCACCACCUCAAAACCAGGUGCGCUCUCCUGGGGGCCCGGGACCCCUGACCUUGAAGGAGGUGGAGGAGCUGGAGCAGUUGACCCAGCAGCUGAUGCAGGACAUGGAGCAGCCUCGGAGGCAUUCGGUAACUCUGUCUGUGGAUGAGACUUGUGGUCAAUGCCAAAAGCCACUGAUCCGGACAGAGCCCGCGGUGAGAGCCAUGAGCAAGCUCUACCACCUUGCCUGCUUCACCUGCCGCAAGUGUGAGAAGCAGCUUCAGGGGCAGCAGUUCUACAACGUGGAAGGGUCACCCUACUGUGAGGGCUGCUACACCAACACCCUGGAGAAGUGUAACUCCUGUGGGCAGCCCAUCACAGAACACAUGCUGAGGGCCUCCGGCAAAGUCUACCACCCGAAGUGCUUCACCUGCGUGGUCUGCGGCUGCCCCCUGGAGGGCACCUCCUUCAUCAUGGACCAGGCCAACAAGCCCCACUGCGUCCCAGACUACCACAAGCAGUACGCCCCGAAGUGCUCUGUCUGCUCAGAGCCCAUCAUGCCGGAGCCCGGCUGCGAAGAGACUGUGCGAGUGGUAGCUCUGGAGAAGAACUUCCACAUGAAGUGUUACAAGUGUGAGGACUGUCAGAAGGUUCUGUCCAUCCAGGCUGAUGACGAGGGCUGCUUCCCUCUGGAUGGUCACGUGCUUUGUCGGACUUGCCACACUGCUAGAGUCCAGAGCUGAGUGAGACCCGGGGCCGCCUUUCCAGUCGUAGGCCCAUUCCCCAUCGAGGACCACCCACACUGAGACCAGUCCCUGCCUCCGCCCACCCAGCCCCUCCCUCCUUCCAUUCCCAAACCCUCUGCCAGCAUCUCCAGUGCUCUGGACCCAGGGCCCCAGUAUGGCCUGGUGGGUGCUAAGGCCCAUCCUGGGGCUUCAGUCUUUGCUCGUUCUGUAGGGAUCUCCAGGACCCCACCCGAGGGGCACCACUUUAGUGCUGCUGCUUUCACCGCUGCACCCGCGACCCUGGCCGUCCUGAGCAGUCUCUGCACUCUGCUUGCUGAGAGCUGGGAGUUU
Messenger RNA from Perognathus longimembris pacificus (Pacific pocket mouse), 2225 nucleotides. It is a transcript of the gene Zyx, whose product is annotated as zyxin. Bases 216 to 1892 code for a protein of 558 amino acids. The record is from RefSeq and is a predicted model, not a curated record. The transcript has 10 exons. Gene Ontology annotation, biological process: transforming growth factor beta receptor signaling pathway; integrin-mediated signaling pathway. NCBI's taxonomy places the organism in Eukaryota, Metazoa, Chordata, Mammalia, Rodentia, Heteromyidae.